Molecule: messenger RNA, 495 nt
Organism: Rosa chinensis
Lineage: Eukaryota; Viridiplantae; Streptophyta; Magnoliopsida; Rosales; Rosaceae
Exons: 1
Coding region: 1-495 (164 amino acids)
Molecular function (GO): nucleic acid binding; RNA-DNA hybrid ribonuclease activity
Source: RefSeq, a predicted model, not a curated record
AUGGAGGUGAAGUGGCCGGCUCCUCCAGUGGGCUUUCUGAAAAUUGAUGGAGCGUUUAAUCAUGUUACUCGUAAGGGUGGAGUAGGUUUUGUGAUCAGAGAUGAUCGGGGGGUGAUGUUGGCUGGAAGAGCCUGUCCUCUAAGAGGCUUGUUGUCACCGGAGCAUGGGGAGGUCUUGGCAUGCAAGAAAGCCAUGGAGUUUGUUGUGUACCAUUUCUUUUCUCGUAUAAUUUUGGAGACAGAUGCUUUAGCUGUCCAAAUGCUGUUGGCUGCUACAGUGGAUAGCAACACUACGGUUCUGGGAUGGAUUUAUGAUGAUCUAAUCUUGCUGUUGGGUUUAGAGACUUUUGUGAAAGUGACCCAUGUUGGUAGAUUGGGGAAUAAUGUAGCACACCAAUUAGCAGCACAUGCUUGCUCUUUGCAGCAGGACUGCUUUUAUUUCUCUACACCUUCUUUCCUUCUAGCUGCAAUUGUAGCAAAACUUUGUAGUAUGUAA